Malaclemys terrapin pileata is the source of this 4169-nucleotide messenger RNA. RefSeq lists its product as uncharacterized. Lineage: Eukaryota; Metazoa; Chordata; Testudines; Emydidae. The transcript has 8 exons. Bases 339 to 1238 code for a protein of 299 amino acids. The record is from RefSeq and is a predicted model, not a curated record.
UCAUUUUUCAACAAAAAUGACCACACUUGCUCAAAUUUAGAUAGUAGGGUUGGCACCUUAUUAGCCCGUGGCACUGCUAAGUUAGAACUUUUUAUCACAAAAUAGUGUGGUGGACUCUGGGUUUUAUGAAUCUGAUGUGUGCUUAUACCGGGAACGCGUUUACCCUCUUCUACAGAGCCUAGUAACCAAGAAGAACAGCCAAAGUGUCUGGUGAGUUCCUUUCGUGACCUUUUUUCCAGUCACUGCUGCGAGCUAAUGGCAUUGAACAGUGUGACAAAUGCUGCGGCGUGGGCGAGCAGGUGGAUGAAUGGCACUAGCCUGGCUGGGGAGAUACAGUGAUGCUGCGGGGCACUUCAAUUUACAUUUCCUAUCGCUCUGUCCGCAGCGCUUCUCCGCGGGCUGCCCGGCCCGUAGGACCCCUUGGUCAGGGGCUGCUGCUCGCCCGAAAGGCGAGACGGUCCGCGCGGCGGGGCUCUUCCCCCUCCCCACCCAAAACGUGCGUCAUCAGCCUGCGCCAGGACCGGGCGGUCACGUGUCCCGUGUUUAUCUCGGUUCGGCGGGUCGCGCGCGCGACCUCGUCGCUCUGGGCCGCGCGCACCUGCUGUUGCUGCUGCCGGCGGCGGCUCCGACGCCGUGACUCCCCGCUGGGAAGCGAGCGAGCGGCCCCACGGGGAGGGGCGCGGCUGGGAGACGGGACCCUGCCCCGCCAGCUUACAAUGUCAUUACCGGCAAAGAGAUGUGGUAGACCCCCUGUACUGUCCUGCUUGGAAAAGAAAAAGAGGAAGCAAAGUCUCGAUAGAAGAAGAGGGAAAACAAGAAUCUAUGUGGGAAAUCAUAUUGAUAGAUGGUUGACACUUAAGGAAAAAUUGGAUUUCAGAAAUGAUGCAGAAGUUGCAGGAUUUUUACUAGAUUUAUAUGACAACUAUGACCCAUUGUCAAAAGCAUCAAUAUGUUCCCUGCCUGAAGAUGUGAGAAGAAUUACAGUGAAAGGGGAAAGAGAGUUGCCAGAUGACACUUCUUUAAUAGCAGCGGAUGGAACGUAUGACAAUGAUGACCAAUUGUCUAAAGAAUCUACUUGUUCUGGACCCGAAGAUGUAAGAAUCAUAACUGUGAAAGAAGAGAGGGAUUUGCCUGAUGACUGUUCAACUGAGACUGAUGACACUGCUGUGUUCUUCGAGGCAACCACACCAUCAGUCGACUCUACUGAUUUCUUUUACUGCAAUACCAACAGUAACUGAGGCAUUCACAGUUGAGAUCAAAGGAGCCUCAAAUAGGGGACUCUGAGAGCCUAGGACAUUACAAUGGCAUUGCAUGGUGUGUCCAAACCCCUCGCUAAUAUGGUGAAAUAAACUCACUGGAAUUUCUGAAAGUGAGUCCUCUUGUGAUUCAGAAGAAUGUUUGGAAAAACUGAGUGAAUUGCAAAAUCAGUGAAGUGGAUAAAUUCAAGUACAUUCAAGUUGGCAUCUUAUUCUGACAACAGAACUUCAGUUUGCUUUAGAAAGCAGCAAGGAUCUAAGAUUGACUUUGUGAGACUGAUAUAUCAUGGGCUGGCCAACAAGAAGAAUAUCAAGCGUUUACAUAAUGGUGCUGAGACAUUUUUGAUCCCUUCUGGUUUUGCUGUGAGGAUGUUAUUUAUUAUGGAGAACUUAUUGUAAGUUGUAGUAUAAAAUUCCAUGUUAAUUGUCAAGCAACAAAUUAAAAUUCAUUAACUGAAACUUCAUUGUGGUAUGUUAACAUUAAUAAAGUGUGGAGUGUACUAUUUCAUUAUGGAAGUCCAUAAUGAAAACUGCAUCAGGGUCAGACAUGGCUCUUUAAUGGGAAAGAGAAACAGCAAACUACACCAAUACUAGUAGAAUAACUUCUGAUCAGCUUGAGAAUGAUGGCUUACUUUCUAUAACCUUUGAACAUUUUAUUCACACACAAAUAUGUGGUGACAGUGUUCAAAUGACAUUCUAGAAGCGGUGGUACCAUCUGAUCAUGUUUUCUUUCCUGUAAUUUUCCCCCCAAAAGUCCUCUUCCUAUGGAGCAGGUUCAAUACAUGCCUGGAUUUUCUGCAGAGAGGCUAUGCACUGAAUGAUGAUUUUUGAUAGCUAGUGAUGACAUGCAUGUGCAAAUACUUACUUUGAUAAAUUUCAGUGUGUUAAUUAUUUUGAUCACUCAUGUAUUAGUUUUCAUUUUAUUAAAACCAAAAUAGUGCUUUUUGAAUCUUUGAUUAUAUGUUUCAGUUACAAAGGCCAUAUCAGCAUCGAACAUCACAAUAAUUAUUAAAGCUCAAUAGAGUAGUAUUGAUUCUGUAUAUAAUUGAGAGUUUGUGUGUAGUUACUAAAUAUGAAUAAUCCUGGAAAAUUUUCAUCUGGCAAUAGUGAACUAGGUAUGUGUGUAUGUUCAAUAUGUGCAUAUAAAAUGGCUUGGAUAAAACUGUGAGCCUAAUUGGCCAAAGAGAAUGAAGUCCUAUAGUCUUCCAUCUAACACACUCAUGGGGAUUUAGGUGUUGAUCCUGUAUCCUUCAAGUCAAUCAGAGCUUUUCCAUUGACUUGAAUGAGACCAGGACCAACCCUUUAGAGACAAACUCUUCCAACUAGACCAUUACACAAAAUAUGCUAUUUUUAAAAGGCACUUUAGUUCAGCUGUUGUUACAAAGCAAAUGCUACCCCUUUUUCUUUAACUCUUCUUUUGCUGGCUUUGAAGUACGGUAACUGAGGAAAUUCUGUCUUAUUGAAUAAUAAUAAUAUAAAAUAACUAUUGUCAAACGUUACAUGGACCACCAACUUGUUGAAAUAAAACAGAAAGGGAUGGUAUUUGUUGGAAACUUUCUGUUGAGAAGGAAUGUUUUAGCACUUUGUAUUAUAUCUUUCUCUCUGUUUGUUCAAAAUUUUGUCCCUGGCUGCCUGAUGUUCAGUAAUGCAAGCCUAAUUGCUGACUUAGUCUGGCCUAGAAAAAAUGGCAUCUUUACUGGUGGCAGUCACUUCAAUGAUGAAAGAGCUUAAAGAAAGGUUUAGUCUUCAACUUAACUUUGUAAAUGGCAUUGUAGACAAAGGAUUCAAUGCUCAGUGUGGUCCAUCGCACCCUGAAGCAAAACAUACAAGGUCACCCUAGUGCACAUAACUAUAAAGAGAAUUUUGUCAGGGAACUCUGUCCCCAUGUGGUGGCUGAGCACUGAACUACCAUCCGCUCUUUCCAGACCUUAUGCAUUAUAAAUAUAUAAUUGAAAUAUUUAUACUGUUAAACUUAUUAUGGAAAUAGACUGAAAAUCACAUACACUUUAAAUCUUCAGUGUCAAGUUAAGCAAAAUAAUGGCCGUUUGGCUGAUGGAUAAUAUCUGAAUAUAGUAUGGUCCAUACACUGUACCUCACCUUACUGGUCAAUUUUUCUUAAAUUUCUAUUGUAGAAUAUGCACUUGGAGUUGAAGGAAAGAGUAGAUAUUGCUUCAUAUUUUCUUCUGGACUGUUACAAUAUACUGUGAUUAUCUCUAGAAGUUGAUACAUAGUUGAAUACUUUUAAGUAGCAGGUUUUGGAGGGUAGAAUACUGGACAGUGGUUUGGCCCAAUGCAUCAAGUAGAACAGUAAACUAGAGUACAUGUUUAAGUACGAGGGGAAAAAAAAAAUCUUACCUGGCUGUAAAAGUUAGUUCUGCUGUUGUGCUACCAGUAUAUUAAGUAGAAAAGAUUCAUGGUCAAAUGGCCAUUUGAGCCAAUAUGUAACUAGCCUUCCAGGAACAUUAAAUGUAAAUAUAUGACUACAGAGAACUUGUGAAAGGGUGGAAGUUUCAUCCAUUUCUUAGGUAUUAGUUUACAGUUGAAGUACCUAAGAAAUGGAUAAAACUUCCACCCUUUCAUAGGAUAGAUCAUCAGAAUUUUUUCUAAACUAAACACAUUUGAAGUGUUCCAUUUCAUAUGAACAGUUAUUUAGCUACAGGGCAUAGCCACCACCAGUAUGAUUUUAAACAGGAAAAAAAUGGUUUGCUAUAGAGUGUUGGUCUUUUGAAUGCAGCAUUACUGUUGCAGUUGCUUUCUGUAUAGCCAUAGGUCUUCUAUUUCCUUUACUGGAAUUCAGAAAGAGCUACUGAAUCUUUUAAAUGUAAGUGUUCUAGCUGUAUUUAAACUGGGAUACAUUUGGAAACCUCCUUAUAAAUGCAGGUACGCUUACCACUCAUUUACAUGGGAAUUUGA